Molecule: messenger RNA, 14215 nt
Organism: Diabrotica balteata
Lineage: Eukaryota; Metazoa; Arthropoda; Insecta; Coleoptera; Chrysomelidae
Source: the annotation of a GenBank genome assembly
CUAAAUCAAAACCAUCAGUUGGUCAAAAGUGCAAAAAAACUGGUGGCGAAGAGAAAAUAAUCGUCGUAAUACUCACCAGUGUGUUUGAAUUGUUAAAAAUUGUUUGUCUUUAUAUGUACUAAACUUUUUAUUUAGCCCCAAAAUGGGGGACUCUUUAGAAUCCACGGAAGCAAGCCACGAAACGCAAAAUGUGGCUCUAGUUGAUUUUACAGCAUUUACAAACUUUAUUUUAAAAGCAGCCACUGUUCUUUUGCCGGAAGAUGACGGCCAAGCCGAGCCGGCAAACCUAGUGGCUGCUAUAGAUGAUAAAACAAAUCAGGAAUGUAUAAGAAAAUUCAUAAGUGAUUCGCAAAUUGCAACUUUGUACAUACAGAGGAACUCUUCCAAAGAUGAUGACAGUGUUCAACCGCCAGAGGGCGAGGAAGAAAAAGAGCCAGUUACAUAUUACGUCAGCAAUGAAGUCCAUUAUUCGAACUCAAAAAUGUCCAGUUUAGUAUGCAUUAAGAGAGGCCCAGUGAUCGAAGCUGAUAAAAGUAUUAGAGCCCAAGUUCGGCUGAUGAAUUUCAGCGAUGGCUCACCGUACGAAAUAUUACAUGAUUAUGUCAGUAGAACAGUUGCACCAUUUUUUAAAUCUUAUGUCAAAGAAUCUGGCAGAGCUGAUCGGGAUGGGGAUAAAAUGGCUCCGGCAGUCGAAAAAACCAUCGCUGAACUCGAAAUGGGUCUUUUACAUCUGCAGCAAAACAUUGAUAUUCCCGAAAUAACCCUACAAGUACAUCCAUAUGUAGCAAGUCUAAUCAAACAAUGUGCAGAUGAAGGCAGAAAACCAAAAGUAGCUGAUUUUAGUGACAAAGUAGAUGAUUCCAACUUUUUGAACCAGUUGCAACAUGGUGUAAAUAGGUGGAUCAAGGAAAUCCAAAAGGUUACAAAAUUGGAUAGAGAUCCAGCCUCUGGAACAGCCUUACAAGAAAUCAGCUUUUGGUUGAACCUAGAAAGAGCUCUUCAUCGAAUUCAAGAGAAACGUGAAAGUAUGGAAGUUGCGUUAACUUUGGAUAUUCUCAAACAUGGAAAAAGAUUCCACGCAACUGUUUCGUUUGAUACAGACACUGGUCUUAAACAAGCCAUAGCUACCGUUAACGACUACAAUCCCCUAAUGAAAGACUUCCCUAUUAACGAUUUAUUAGCAGCUACAGAACUGGAGAGAAUCAGAGCCGCUGUACAACUGAUUUUCGCCCAUUUGAGAAAAGUGAGAUCAACGAAGUAUCCCAUUCAGAGAUGUUUGAGGCUCGUUGAAGCUAUUUCAAGAGACUUGGGUGCCCAAUUACUCAAAGUUUUGGGCACGAGAAGACUGAUGCACAUUCCGUUUGAUGAAUUUGAGAAAGUUAUGACUCAAUGUUUUGAGGUGUUCUCCAUAUGGGAAGAUGAAUAUGAGAAGCUGCAAGCUCUAUUAAGAGAUAUCAUGAAGAAGAAACGUGACGAACACAUGAAAAUGGUCUGGCGUAUCUCACCUCAGCACAAGAAACUCCAAAGUAGGAUGGAUCAGAUGCGCAAAUUCCGAAGACAACACGAACAAUUAAGAACUGUCAUCGUUCGAGUUUUAAGGCCCAGUAUCAAAGAAAACGCUGUGCCAAUUGAAGGAGGCGACAUCGAACCACCGAAGCCGACGUUCUCUCUUGAUGCAGCCGAUGCUAAUGCCAUAGAGGAAGUGAAUUUAGCAUAUGAAAAUGUCAAAGAAGUAGAUUGUCUAGAUAUCUCCAAGGAAGGACAAGAUGCUUGGGAUGCUGCCGUUCAAAGAUAUGAAGAACGUAUUGACAGAGUCGAAACCAGAAUCACAGCUCACCUUCGUGAUCAACUCGGUACUGCUAAGAAUGCCAACGAGAUGUUCAGAAUCUUCUCUCGUUUCAAUGCUCUCUUCGUUAGACCUCACAUCAGAGGGGCCAUCAGAGAAUAUCAGACGCAUCUUAUACAAAGGGUAAAAGAUGACAUCGAAGCUCUUCAUGAAAAGUUUAAGGUGCAAUACCCGCAGAGUAAUAGCGCCAAAAUAAGCAAAGUAAGAGACCUUCCUCCUGUCGCUGGUUCUAUAGUGUGGGCGAAACAAAUUGAUCACCAACUUACCACAUACUUGAGACGUGUAGAGGAUGUUUUAGGUAAAGGCUGGGAAAACCAUAUAGAAGGACAAAAACUUAAGGCUGAUGGAGACAGCUUCCGUCUCAAACUUAAUACCCAAGAAAUAUUUGACGAUUGGGCUCGUAACGUUCAACAGCGCAACUUAGGCGUCUCCGGAAGAAUAUUUACCAUCGAAGCAGUCCGUUCAAGAAGUGGUAGAGGCAACGUGUUGAAACUGAAAGUCAACUUCCUACCAGAAAUCAUAACUUUGGCAAAAGAAGUUAGAAAUCUGAAAUGUCUGGGAUUCAGAGUGCCCUUGGCUAUUGUCAACAAGGCGCAUCAGGCCAACCAACUGUAUCCAUUUGCCAUUUCACUCAUCGAGAGUGUUAGGACAUACGAGAUGACGCUUGAGAAGAUUGAAGACAAAGCCAGCAUUAUACCUCUUGUAGCAGGCAUGCGAAAAGAGGUUCAGCAAGUUAUUGCGGAGGGCAUACAACUCGUCUGGGAGAGUUACAAGUUGGAUCCUUAUGUACAACGUCUUUCAGAUCUGGUCGUAAGUUUUCAAGAGAGGGUAGAAGAAUUGGUAUUAGUAGGUGAACAGUUAGAAGUCGACGUAAGAUCCUUGGAGACCUGUCCAUAUUCUGCUAACACAUUUGCUGACAUUCUUUCGAAGAUUCAACAUGCUGUCGAUGAUCUGUCUCUGAAACAGUACUCGAACUUACACAUCUGGGUCAGCAGAUUAGACGAAGAGGUUGAGAAGAAUUUAGCAAGACGUCUACAAGCUGGAGUGGAAGCCUGGACCGAUGCACUGAGCGGCCACAAGAAGGAAAUCGAUCACAGCAUGGAUACCGACGCACCUGCUCAACCGACACACAAACCAGGAGGAGAUCCUCAGAUCCAAACUAUGGUUCAUGAAGUUAGAAUAACAAACCAAACUAUGUAUCUGUACCCAAGCAUCGAAGAAGCCAGAUUUUUGAUCAUGCAACAGUUGUUUGCAUGGCAAGCUAUCGUUACAUCCCAGCAGAGGUUGCAAAGUAGCAGGUAUCAAGUUGGCGUCGAUAAACCUGUUACAGAAACCUACAGAAAUAUAUUAACGAAGUUGCCAGGUGGAGCUCAACCUCUGAACCAGGCUUACAGUGCAAUUGCUUCUAAAAUUAAAGAGGUUCAAAACUACGUGAAUGAAUGGUUGACCUAUCAAUCGCUUUGGGACUUGCAAGCUGAUAAUCUUUACGGAAAACUGGGAGAAGAUAUUGGCAAAUGGAUGGAAUGUUUAAAUGAUAUCAAAAAAACCCGUACGACAUUCGACACUUCAGACACCCGUCGUGAAUUCGGUCCCAUUAUUAUCGACUUCGCCAAAGUCCAAAGCAAAGUCUCUCUAAAAUACGAUUCAUGGCACAAAGAAACUUUAAGCAAAUUCGGUGGUCUACUUAGUAACGAAAUGACAUCUUUCCACGCCAAUGUUUCGAAGUCAAGAUCAGACUUGGAACUCCAAAGCAUCGAGGCUGCCAGUACCUCAGACGCCGUUAGCUUCAUUACUUACGUUCAACAGUUAAAACGAAACAUGAAGGCUUGGGAGAAGCAGGUUGAUAUUUACAAAGAGGGUCAGAGGAUUUUAGAACGACAGAGAUUCCAGUUUCCGACAAAUUGGUUACACGUGGAGAACUUGGAAGGAGAAUGGGGCGCUUUCAACGAAAUCAUAAAACGUAAGGAUUCUAGCAUUCAAACCCAAGUAGCCAGUCUCCAGCAGAAGAUCGUAUCCGAAGACAAAGCAGUGGAGAGUCGCACGAAUGACUUCUUAAACGAUUGGGAAAAGAGCAAACCUGUCGAAGGACAUCUCAGACCAGAUGACGCCUUGUCACAACUGCAACUAUUUGAAAGCAAAUUUUCCAGACUCAAAGAAGAAAGGGACAAUGUUGCCAAGGCCAAAGAAGCUCUCGAGCUUCAAGAUCCUGGCGGUAUAAGCACCAGCGAGGACAGAAUGCAAGUCGUCUAUGAAGAACUCCAAGACCUGCGAGGUGUUUGGUCCGAAUUAUCAAGAAUAUGGCAACAAAUAGAUGAAACUAGAGAAAAACCAUGGCUUUCGAUUCAACCAAGGAAGCUCAGACAGCAGUUAGACGCUCUAAGUACACAAUUGAAGGAACUACCAGCAAGAUUGAGGCAAUAUGCUUCGUAUGAGUACGUCAAGAAAACUCUACAGACAUAUACCAAGGUUAACAUGCUCAUAGUUGAGCUUAAAUCUGAUGCUCUAAAAGAACGUCAUUGGAAGCAACUGAUGAAACAAUUACGAGUAAACUGGAUCUUAUCAGAUUUAACACUAGGACAGGUUUGGGACGUAAACCUACAAAAGAACGAAGCUAUUGUUAAAGAUAUCAUUCUGGUAGCCCAAGGAGAAAUGGCCCUGGAAGAAUUCUUGAAGCAAGUUCGCGAGUCCUGGCAGAAUUACGAACUUGACCUCAUUAACUAUCAGAACAAGUGCAAACUGAUCAGAGGAUGGGACGAUUUGUUUAACAAAGUCAAGGAACACAUCAAUUCCGUAGCAGCUAUGAAGCUGUCACCAUAUUACAAAGUUUUUGAAGAAGAAGCAUUGACCUGGGAAGAAAAAUUGAAUCGUAUUAAUGCUUUGUUUGAUGUUUGGAUCGACGUACAGAGAAGAUGGGUUUACCUCGAAGGAAUCUUCUCAGGUAGUGCCGAUAUUAAAACUCUUCUACCAGUGGAAACCUCCCGAUUCCAAAGCAUCAGUUCUGAAUUUUUGGGAUUGAUGAAAAAGGUUAGCAAAAGUCCCAUGGUAAUGGACGUAUUAAAUAUUCCAGGAGUGCAACGAGCUUUAGAAAGAUUAGCUGAUUUAUUGGGCAAAAUACAAAAAGCUUUAGGAGAAUAUCUAGAAAGAGAACGUACUUCAUUCCCUAGGUUUUAUUUCGUUGGAGAUGAAGAUUUAUUGGAAAUUAUAGGAAACAGCAAGAACAUCGCUAGACUUCAAAAACACUUUAAAAAAAUGUUUGCUGGAGUUGCUUCUAUACUUUUAAAUGAAAACAACACCAUAAUUACGGGUAUAGCUUCAAGAGAAGGUGAAGAAGUUCACUUCAACAACCCAGUGUCGACUGUAGAUCAUCCAAAGAUAAACGAAUGGCUCACAAUGGUAGAGAAAGAGAUGCGUGUCACUUUAGCUUCAAAUUUAACCCAAGCUGUACAAGAUAUCAAGCAAUUUAAAGACGGCAUUGACUCAAAGACUUACAUGCAAUGGGUCGAUAAAUACCAGGCGCAAAUAGUUGUCCUCGCUGCUCAAAUAUUGUGGAGCGAAGAUGUAGAAGCUGCUCUUGUGAAAAUGAACAGCGAACCUCAAAAAGGUCCCCUCGAAAAAGUACUCCAACAAGUAGAAAAUACACUCAACGUACUGGCUGAUUCGGUUCUUCAAGAGCAACCUCAACUCAGAAGAAAGAAAUUGGAGCAUCUCAUAAACGAAUUCGUACACAAAAGAACUGUUACUAGAAGACUGAUCGCAAACGGAGUUUGUAGCAACAAAGCAUUCGAAUGGUUGUGUGAAAUGAGGUUCUACUUUGAUCCAAGACAGACCGAAGUUUUAAAACAAUUAACGAUCCAUAUGGCAAAUGCGAGGUUCUAUUAUGGAUUUGAGUAUUUAGGAGUUCAAGAUAGGCUGGUGCAGACGCCGUUGACAGACAGAUGUUAUUUGACCAUGACUCAAGCUCUGGAAGCUCGUUUGGGAGGUUCGCCUUUCGGUCCGGCUGGUACCGGUAAAACUGAAUCAGUCAAAGCUCUCGGCAAUCAGUUGGGACGUUUCGUCUUGGUAUUCAAUUGCGACGAAACCUUCGAUUUCCAGGCCAUGGGAAGAAUAUUUGUGGGUCUCUGUCAGGUAGGAGCUUGGGGAUGUUUCGACGAGUUCAAUAGAUUGGAAGAAAGAAUGUUGUCGGCGGUUUCACAACAGAUUCAGACUAUUCAAGAAGCUUUGAAGUCGCAGAAAGAAGCUGCUGCUGAAGGUGUUACUACAGGCAGUAUUAGUGUAGAAUUGGUAGGAAAACAAGUGAAGGUGUCCCCAGACAUGGCUAUCUUCAUAACGAUGAACCCAGGCUAUGCAGGAAGAUCCAAUCUACCUGAUAAUUUAAAGAAAUUAUUCAGGUCUUUGGCUAUGACAACGCCAGACAGACAAUUGAUUGCCGAAGUUAUGUUGUUCUCACAAGGAUUCAGACAAGCCGAGAAAUUGGCUUCGAAGAUUGUUCCUUUCUUCAGGUUAUGCGACGAACAAUUAUCAAAUCAAUCUCACUACGAUUUCGGUUUGAGAGCCCUGAAAUCUGUACUUAUAUCUGCCGGUAACGUCAAGAGAGACCGAAUUCAGCGGAUUAAAGAAGGAAUGACCCAACGGGGGGAAACCAACAUUGAUGAAGCCAGCAUCGCUGAGAAUUUACCAGAGCAGGAAAUCUUGAUCCAAUCGGUGUGUGAAACCAUGGUACCCAAGUUGGUGGCUGAAGAUAUACCACUUCUCUUCAGUUUGUUGAAUGAUGUAUUCCCUAAUGUUCAGUAUACAAGAGCAGAAAUGAAAGGUCUUAAGGAUGAAAUCAGGAAAGUAUGUUCUGAAGAAUAUUUGGUAUGUGGAGAAGGUGACGAACGAGGAUCAGCUUGGAUGGAGAAGGUACUUCAACUUUACCAAAUAUCUAAUUUGAAUCACGGUUUGAUGAUGGUCGGUCCAAGUGGUUCCGGUAAGAGUUCGGCAUGGAGAGUUCUUCUUAAAGCUCUUGAACGGUUCGAAGGCGUUGAAGGAGUUGCACACGUCAUCGAUCCAAAAGCUAUUAGCAAAGAAGCUCUGUAUGGUGUUUUGGAUCCCAAUACCAGAGAAUGGACAGACGGUCUUUUUACUCACAUAUUAAGAAAAAUUAUUGACAACGUCAGGGGAGAAAUUAACAAACGUCAAUGGAUCAUCUUCGACGGUGACGUAGAUCCAGAAUGGGUAGAAAACUUGAAUUCAGUACUUGAUGACAACAAAUUGUUGACUUUGCCCAACGGCGAACGUCUUUCCCUGCCUCCAAACGUUAGGGUUAUGUUCGAGGUUCAAGACUUGAAAUAUGCGACACUAGCCACGGUUUCUCGUUGCGGUAUGGUCUGGUUCUCUGAAGAUGUCUUGUCAACUGACAUGAUUUUUGAAAACUAUAUCCUUCGUUUGAGGAAUAUACCCCUGGAAGAAAGCGAAGAUAGCAGCUUUGGCAAGAAAUCCGAUAAAGACGAUAUGCUUUCUCCCACUCUUCAACUACAAGUCGAUGUUGUCAAUCUACUGCAGCCGUACUUAUCACCCGAUGGUCUAGUCGUACGUUGUCUGGAAUAUGCGAUGGAACAAGAACAUAUUAUGGACUUCACACGUCUUCGAGCACUCAGCUCAUUAUUUUCUAUGUUAAAUCAAGCCGUAAGAAACGUUCUCCAAUAUAAUCACAUGCAUCCCGAUUUUCCAUUAACCAAUGAUGUUUUGGAUAAAUAUAUUCCAAAAUGUUUGAUAUAUUCCAUCCUUUGGAGUUUCGCUGGAGACGCCAAACUUAAGAUUCGUUCUGAUUUAGGAGAUUUUAUCAGGUCUGUAACAACAGUACCUCUUCCUCCAGACAACAACAUGCCCAUAAUCGACUACGAGGUCACCAUCGAGGGAGAAUGGUCGCUUUGGUCCAAUAAAGUACCACAAAUUGAGAUUGAGACUCACAAGGUCGCUUCACCUGAUGUUGUAGUUCCCACAUUGGAUACAGUAAGGCACGAAUCCUUGCUUUAUACUUGGUUAGCUGAACAUAAACCAUUAGUAUUAUGUGGCCCACCCGGUUCUGGUAAAACGAUGACUUUAUUCUCUGCCUUAAGGGCUUUACCUGAUAUGGAAGUUGUUGGCUUGAACUUUUCAUCUGCUACAACUCCUGAAUUGCUCCUGAAGACAUUCGACCACUACUGUGAAUACAGAAAAACGCCUAAUGGUGUGGUUUUGUCCCCAAUACAGCUGGGCAAAUGGUUGGUGCUAUUCUGUGACGAAAUAAAUUUACCAGACAUGGACAACUACGGCACCCAACGUGUUAUAAUGUUCCUGCGUCAAAUCGUGGAACAGAAAGGUUUUUACAGAGCCUCAGAUCAAUCCUGGGUCUCACUAGAACGUAUUCAAUUCGUUGGUGCUUGUAAUCCUCCAACUGAUCCAGGCAGGAAGCCACUAUCCCACCGUUUCCUGCGGCACGUACCCGUUAUUUAUGUAGAUUACCCAGGAGAGACAUCUUUGAAACAGAUCUACGGUACUUUCACCAGAGCUAUGCUAAGAUUGGCGCCUGGUCUGAAAGGUUAUGCCGAACCAUUGACUAACGCUAUGGUUGAAUUUUAUUUGGCAUCUCAAGAUAGAUUUACUCAAGAUAUGCAACCUCAUUAUGUUUACUCUCCAAGAGAAAUGACUAGAUGGGUAAGAGGAAUUUGUGAAGCCAUAAGACCUCUUGAUAAUCUUCAUGUUGAGGGUUUGGUAAGGCUUUGGGCCCACGAAGCUCUCCGUCUAUUCCAAGACAGAUUAGUCGAAGACACCGAAAGACGUUGGACUAACGAAAACAUUGAUGCUGUAGCGUUAAAACACUUCCCAUCAGCUAACUGUGAGAAAGCUUUGGAAAGACCCAUUCUUUACAGCAAUUGGUUAUCUAAGGAUUAUGUACCUGUUGGAAGAGAACAACUAAGAGAAUAUGUAAAGGCUAGACUAAAAGUUUUCUAUGAAGAAGAACUUGAUGUUCCUUUGGUGCUGUUCGAUGAGGUGUUGGACCAUGUUUUAAGGAUUGACAGAAUAUUCAGGCAACCUCAAGGUCACUUACUACUUAUCGGAGUUUCUGGUGCCGGAAAAACAACUCUGUCCCGAUUCGUAGCUUGGAUGAAUGGUUUAUCUAUAUUCCAAAUUAAAGUACACAACAAAUACACAGCGGAAGAUUUCGAUGAAGAUCUAAGAUCUGUUUUGAGAAGGAGUGGAUGCAAACACGAAAAGAUUGCUUUCAUUUUGGACGAAUCCAAUAUGUUAGACUCCAGUUUCUUGGAAAGAAUGAACACUUUACUAGCUAAUGGUGAAGUUCCUGGACUUUUUGAGGGGGAUGAAUAUACAACUCUUAUGACCCAGUGUAAGGAAGGUGCCCAAAGGGAAGGUUUAAUGUUGGAUUCCAAUGACGAAUUAUACAAAUGGUUUACGCAACAAGUAAUGCGUAAUUUGCAUGUUGUCUUCACCAUGAAUCCUUCUACCGAUGGUCUGAAAGAUAGAGCCGCCACAUCUCCAGCUUUGUUCAACAGAUGCGUCUUAAACUGGUUCGGUGACUGGUCAGAUGGAGCUCUCUUCCAGGUUGGUAAAGAAUUCACGAACCGUUUGGACCUUGAAAAACAAAGCUGGAGGUGUCCAGACUUCUUCCCCGCUGCUUGCAAUCAUAUCUCAGCAUCUCCUACUCAUAGAGAGGCUGUCAUCAAUGCCUGUGUGUAUGUACAUCAGACUCUCCACAAAGCCAACAGCAGAUUGGUUAAGAGAGGAAGCCGUACCAUGGCGAUUACUCCAAGACAUUACUUAGAUUUUAUUCAUCAUCUCGUUAAACUGUACAACGAGAAACGCUCAGAUCUGGAGGAGCAACAGUUGCAUUUGAAUGUUGGUCUGAAUAAGAUCGCCGAGACUGUAGAACAGGUUGAAGAAAUGCAAAAGAGUUUGGCCGUUAAAUCUCAGGAGCUACAGGCCAAAAAUGAAGCUGCCAACGCUAAACUCAGACAGAUGGUGAAGGAUCAACAAGAAGCCGAAAAGAAGAAAGUACAGAGUCAAGAGAUUCAGCAGCAGUUGGCUGAACAAACAAUUCACAUUGAACAGAAACGGUCAGAAGUAAUGGCUGAUCUAGAACAGGUCGAACCUGCCGUUAUUGAAGCCCAACUAGCUGUAAAAUCCAUCAAAAAACAACAGUUGGUAGAAAUCCGUAGUAUGUCUAACCCACCAGCUCUUGUGAAGUUGGCUUUGGAAUCUAUUUGUUUACUGCUUGGUGAAAAUGCUAGUGAUUGGAAAUCAAUCCGUGCUGUAAUUAUGAGAGACAACUUCAUCAACACCGUGGUUAACAACUUCAACACGGAAGAUAUUAGUGAUGAUGUAAGAGAAAAAAUGAAGAACCGCUAUCUUAGUAAUCCAGAUUACAACAUUGAUAAGAUCUACCACGCCAGUAACGCUUGCGGUCCACUUGUCAAAUGGGCUUGUGCCCAAGUUCAAUACGCAGACAUGCUGAAAAAGGUGGAGCCUCUCCGUGAAGAACUAAAAUCUCUAGAACAACAAGCUGAAACCAACCAAAAGAGAGGUGAAGAUGUUAAAGCACUCAUUAGCCAAUUGGAACAGAGUAUCGCUGCAUAUAAGGAAGAAUAUGCACAACUUAUAGCUCAGGCGCAGGCUAUUAAGACAGAUUUGGAAAAUGUACAGGCUAAAGUAGACAGGUCAAUAGCUCUUUUGAAAUCUCUGGUUAUCGAAAGAGAAAGAUGGGAAGCCAGCAGUGAGACCUUCAGAUCUCAAAUGUCUACCAUCAUCGGUGACGUUCUUCUAUCGGCUGCGUUUAUAUCAUAUGGCGGUUACUUUGAUCAGCAUUACCGUCAAAACCUGUUUAGCACUUGGUGUCAGCAUUUAACUCAGGCCAGCAUCCAAUACCGAGCAGAUAUCGCAAGAACGGAAUAUCUUUCCAAUCCAGACGAAAGACUUAGAUGGCAAGCUAAUGCUCUACCAACGGAUGAUUUAUGUACUGAGAACGCUAUUAUGUUGAAGAGGUUUAACAGAUAUCCUCUUAUUAUUGAUCCUUCUGGUCAAGCUACUGAAUUUAUAAUGAACGAAUUUAAGGAUAAGAAGAUUACCAAGACUAGUUUCUUGGAUGACUCUUUCAGGAAGAAUUUAGAAUCUGCUUUACGUUUUGGUAACCCUCUUCUGGUCCAAGACGUUGAAAAUUAUGAUGCUAUUCUUAACCCAGUACUUAACAGAGAAUUGAGAAGAACUGGAGGUCGUGUCUUGAUCACUUUAGGUGACCAAGAUAUCGAUUUGUCACCAUCGUUUGUUAUCUUCUUAUCAACUAGAGAUCCUACUGUAGAAUUUCCACCUGAUAUAUGCUCUCGAGUUACUUUUGUUAAUUUCACAGUUACUAGAAGCUCUCUCCAGAGCCAGUGCUUGAACCAAGUGCUUAAAGCCGAAAGACCAGACAUUGAUGCUAAGCGUUCAGAUUUAUUAAAACUACAAGGAGAAUUCCACUUACGACUGAGACAACUAGAAAAAUCUCUAUUACAGGCUUUGAACGACGCAAAGGGCAAAAUCUUGGACGAUGACAGUGUUAUUACCACUCUAGAAACCCUGAAACAAGAAGCAGCAGAAAUUGGCCAGAAAGUUGAAGAAACCGAUAAAGUUAUUUCUGAAAUUGAAACUGUAUCUCAACAAUAUCUACCGUUAUCACAGGCUUGCAGUAAUACCUACUUUACCAUGGACAGUCUUAACCAAGUUCAUUUCUUGUAUCAAUAUUCACUCAAGAUGUUCUUGGAUGUUUUUGCCACUGUUCUGCAUAAUAACGCUCAGCUGGAUGGAAUCAGCGAUUACCAAGCUAGAUUGAAUCUCAUCACCUCAAAUUUAUUCUCUGUUGUGUAUGAGAGGGUAGCAAGAGGUAUGCUCCAUAACGAUCGACUUACAUUUGCAAUAUUACUCUGUAGAAUCCACUUGAAAGGACAGCUAACUGAACCGAAUUUGGAUCAAGAAUUCAACUUCUUCCUUAGAGGCAAAGAAGGUGUUUUCAAUAAUACAGGUGCAUUCGCUACAGAUGGAUUGAACAGCGAACAGCAAGAAGCCGUCAUUAGAUUAUCGACGAAAUUACCAACAUUUAAGAAAUUAGCGAAUCAAAUAAAGGACAUGCCUGAGUUUGGAGCUUGGUUGCAACAAGGAAGUCCCGAACAAGCAGUUCCACAAUUGUGGAUUGAGGAAAAACAACUCAGUGCAGUGGGUAGAGCAAUGUACCAACUGUUGGUUAUCCAAGCCUUCAGACCCGAUAGAGUAAUAGCUGCAGCUCACAACUUCGUAUCAGUCGUUCUCGGAGCGGACUUCAUGUACCUGGCAGAAAAAGAACUUGAGUUUGCUGCAUGCGUCGAAAAAGAGAUUAGGUCUAACGUUCCAGCACUUCUAUGCUCGGUUCCCGGUUUCGACGCUUCUGGUCGUGUCGAUGAUCUUGCAGCCGAACUCAACAAGCAAAUAUCCAGCAUUGCUAUCGGAUCUGCCGAAGGAUUCAACCAGGCUGAUAGAGCUAUUAAUAUGGCCUGCAAGACUGGAAGAUGGGUCAUGCUAAAGAAUGUGCACUUGGCUCCUCAAUGGUUAGUCCAGUUGGAGAAGAAGCUUCACUCACUUCAACCUCACGCCAACUUUAGACUAUUCCUCACUAUGGAAAUUAAUCCAAAACUACCAGUUAAUCUUCUUAGAGCCGGAAGAAUUUUUGUAUUCGAACCUCCACCGGGUAUUAGAGCUAACCUAUUGAGAACAUUCAGCACAGUUCCAGCCAGUAGGAUGAUGAAAGCACCAAACGAAAGAGCAAGGCUUUACUUCUUGUUGGCGUGGUUCCAUGCUAUUGUCCAGGAAAGGUUGAGAUAUUGUCCUCUAGGUUGGGCCAAACAUUAUGAAUUUAGUGAAUCAGAUUUAAGAGUUGCCUGUGAUACUUUGGAUACUUGGAUUGAUACAACGGCUAUGGGAAGGACCAACUUACCGCCAGAGAAAGUCCCAUGGGACGCCCUAGUCACGCUGCUUUCACAAUCCAUCUAUGGUGGUAAAAUCGAUAACGAUUUCGAUCAAAGACUGUUACAUUCCUUCCUGAAUAAACUAUUUACUCCUAAGAGCUUUGAGAGCGACUUUGCUUUAGUGGCUAACAUCGACAAUGGACCUGGUGGAAAUAGACACAUUACAAUGCCAGAUGGUACUAGAAGGGAUCACUUCUUGAAGUGGAUCGAGAGUUUUGCUGAUAGACAAACUCCAGCUUGGUUGGGAUUACCAAAUAAUGCUGAAAAGGUCUUAUUAACAACUAGAGGUACCGAUCUAAUAGCCAAAUUAUUGAAAAUGCAGCAGCUGGAAGAUGACGACGAAUUGGCUUACUCUAUUGAUGACAGCUCGCCUACAGAUCAUGCAGAAAUUGACGGUCGACCAUCCUGGAUGAAGACUCUUCAUAACAGCGCUCAUACUUGGGUUAACUUGUUACCAACUUCUCUUCAAACCUUAAAACGAACUGUCGAAAAUAUCAAAGAUCCCCUUUAUAGAUAUUUUGAGAGGGAAGUCAAUUCUGCUUCCAAACUUCUCAUUGAUGUACUACACGAUCUUAAUGAUGUACUUUUGAUUUGUCAAGGGGAGAAAAAGCAAACCAAUUAUCACCGACUGAUGCUGGCUGAGCUAGUGAGAGGUAUUAUACCCAAGAAUUGGCACAGAUACACCAUACCGAAAGGUUGCACCGUCAUGCAAUGGAUUACCGACUUCAGCCAGAGGAUUAAGCAGCUGCAAAAGGUGUCUCAAGUAGUUUCUUCUUCGGGAGCUAAAGAGUUACAGAGUUUUCCUGUAUGGUUGGGUGGAUUACUAAAUCCAGAAGCCUACAUAACCGCCACAAGACAAUGCGUUGCCCAGGCCAACAGCUGGCCGUUGGAAGAACUCCAUCUAGAUGUUACAAUCACGGAUAGUAACGACAAAGAUUCUAUUCCUCACGAUUGUUUUGCUGUCAUUGGUAUUAAACUGCAAGGUGCUCAAUGUCGCAACAAUCAACUGCUACUCACCUCCAGCAUCAUGAUAGAACUACCAAUCACUCUUUUCCGAUGGGUCCGAAUUACUGGCGACGAGAAACUGAAAGAGGGAAAACUUUCUCUUCCUCUUUAUCUAAACUCUACUAGGACCGAACUGUUGUAUACGGUAGAACUGAAUAUCGCAGCAGGACAGGACCCACACAGCUUCUAUGAACGUGGCGUAGCAUUACUUACAUCCACUUCUUUGAACUAAAUGUUGUAUCGUUAUUAUACUAUUUAUUUGAGCUUUAAUAUUAAUCGUCUAUUUAUUAUUUGUUUACAAUAUUAUGAGAUAAAAUAGUUGAAUUUACUUUUUAUUAAUAAAUAAUUAAGAAUUAUA